Molecule: messenger RNA, 621 nt
Organism: Rotaria sordida
Lineage: Eukaryota; Metazoa; Rotifera; Eurotatoria; Philodinida; Philodinidae
Source: the annotation of a GenBank genome assembly
AUGAACGAAGACGAUCAAUCUCAUGAACAGAAUACAUCAAAAAGUUUACCAACAACAUUACAAAAUCCGUCGCUAGUUGUCAAUUCUAUGUUGACAGCUUUAGCUCAAAGUCUACUUCCAUCAUCAACAAAUCAACAACAAUUCUUAGCUGAUUUACAAGCAGCAGCAACAUUAGUUAAUAAACAAAAAUUAUCGUCAACAAAUGAUAAUAAUCAACAUGAAUCAAAUUCUCAUAUAAAAGCAAAUCGUACAGAUAAUCAAGAUAAUCUACCACAUACAACACAAGCAAAACGACGUGCAACACAUAAUGCUGUUGAACGACGACGUCGUGACCGUAUUAAUCAACAUAUACAACAAUUAUCGAAAUUAAUUCCUGAUUGUAGUAGUUAUGUAAAAAAUCAAAGUAAAACUGUUGUAUUAGAAAAAACAAUUGCAUAUUUACAUGAACUUCGUACACAAAAUCUAGCAUUAGUUAAACAAACAGUUGAUGCUGGCAUAAUUCUUCAUGAAAAUGACUUAUUGAGAGAUCGAAUUCGAGUCGUCGAACAAGAGAAUGGAGUAUUAAAAUCCUUAUUAACAAAACAAAGUCUAUUAAAUGGGAAUGAAUCAUCAUUAACAUGA